AUGGCCUCCGGCGCCGCAGCUAAGCGGGCGCAGGGCGAGCGGGCGGCGGGACGGCAGCCCCGGCCCCGCCGACACUCGACGGAGGCUGCUGCGCACCGUCAAGAAGGAGGAACAGAUAAGAAUGCUGAGGAAGACUCUAUAACCAGGCUUUCUGACAAACCUGGUCCUGAUGAUUCAUGGCCUACAUCAGCUAGCCAAGACUUAGAUUUCGGUACCAAGGAAGGAACAGCAAAGUCAGCAACGGAAGCAAAGGAAGAUGGUGUUGGUAUUAUUGAAAAUGUGCCACCAGAGCAAACAGUUAAUGGCAGUUUGACUUCUGCUGGUGGAGUGCAUAAAAAUGACAGAAGUGAUAUCAUGUCAGCAUUAGAAUUAGGAGAAGAGGAAGAUGUAGAAUCACCUUCUCUUCCUGAGUAUCAAGUUCCAUUAAAGGUUGAAGAAAAAAAGAAGCACAGAGGAAGUGACAUAGAAGUAUCAGAAAACAUACAUGAUGCUGCGGCUGCUGGAUUAAUUCCACAAAGACAGAAUGGAAAAACUGAUAACCAUCAAUUGCCUAUUACAGAAAAUAAAGAUUCUGAUAGGAGGGAACCUGGUUUACAUGUGAAGAAGUUAAAGAAAGGUGAAAAUGAAAAAGGGACAUCAAAAGGAUCUGUGAUCACACCAGUGUUGCAGAAGGCAGAUUCCCUAACUGGUGGUCCACUACAAAAGAAUGAUGGCAGCCAUUUCAGUGAAAAGGAUCAGCAUGAAAGCAGACCUGCAAAGAAAAUUUCUAAGAAAAAGAACAAGGUCAAAAAGCAAAUUACUUCUAUGGAUGAUCUUGUCGACUUCAUUCAGUCAUCUGAAACAGCUUCAGAGCAUUGUGAGUUGCCUUACUCUAAGAAUUUCAUGUUGCUGAUUGAACAACUUGGCAUGGAUUGUAAAGAUUAUGCUGGCUUCUUGAAAAUCCAAGAUAUACGUGUUUCCUACGAGAAAUUAAGGAAACUUAACAAAAAUCACUGAAAACUUCUUAUGGGAAAAAUGACAAAAAUGGAAAAAAUGGUUAGUGCACUACAAAACGAGCUACAAGAAACCAAAGACAUGAUAUCACGGUUAGAGCAUCAAAAAGUUGAAUGGGAACGUGAAUUCUGCAGUUUGAGAUGUACCUUAAAACAAGAAGAAGAAGAAGAAGAAAGAAGAAAUGCUGAUAUGUUAUAUGAAAAUAUUAGGGAAAAGUUAAGAAGAAAAGAAGACGAAUAUAAGAAAGAAGUUGAAACAAAACAACAAGUUGAACUCGCUCUUAGAACGCUAAACAUGGAAUUGAAGGCCACCAAAAAUCAGGUUGUAGAAGAGCGCAGUGACACUCAGUGGCAACUUUCUCCAGAUCAGAAGGCCAGAGUCUUACAAGAUGGAAGUCCAAACAAUCACCUUUACAAGCAAAAGGAGCUAGAAAUGGCUCAUAAGAAAACUAGUUCUAAGGUAGUUGUGAGACAACUUCAACAAGAACUGGCUGAUACUCUGAAGAAACAGUCUAUGUCACAUCUUCAUCUGGAAGAUGAAACACGGAAUCUCAAGAAGAAAUUAGGUCAAAUCAGAAGUCAGGCUGAUGUCCUUACAACAGAACUGGAAACUACAUCUUCAAAAUGUCUACACCUGGAUGCAAAAAAUCAAGUUCUUCAACAAGAGUUAUUAUCAAUGAAAUCUUUCGAAGAAGAACGUGAAAAACUAGAGAGCAAUAACAAGAAGUUACAGCAAGAAGUAGUAAAAUUGAAACAAUUUAUGGAAAUGAAUAUGGUAGAACGCAGUCAAGUGGAACAGUAUAAACGGGAGAUUGAAGAAAGAGCACGACUGGACAUAGAAGAAAAAUUACACGAAGUCAACCUGUUUUUACAGGCACAAGCAGCAGCUCAAGAAGACUUGGACCAGUUAAGAGAAAAUGCUCAUGCUUCAACGAGAAGUCAAAUGGAACUUAGAAUUAGAGAUCUGGAAUCUCAGGUCUCUACAAUGAAGACUUCUCAAGAAGAUUCGACUAAAACAGAGUUGGAAACCUACAGGCAACUCUACCUAGAAGAAUUAAAAGUUAGAAAGUCCUUGAGAAAUAAGCUGAACACGACUAAUGAGAGACUGUCAGAGAGCAAUACAAAACUUCUUGUGGAGAGACAGCAGCACCAAACUUUACUCAGGACCCUUACUAUGAGCCCAGGCCUGGAACCACCUUAUUGUGGACAUUUUGAAAAUAAUUUAGUGCUCAAUGGAAACUUUACUCCAGGAGGAAACUUAGUGAUUCCUACCUUGAACCCACGGCCGUCAUAUGACUACUGAGAGACUUCCUUGUGGAAGAUGCAGCGGGAGUUGGAAAGAAUAACCAGAGCACUAGAAGAAGCUUCUACCGAAUUUGAAUGAGGAUCCUGUAGAAAUCCUUUAGUAUCUACUGAUGAUUCAAUUCUAAAUCAAGAUCCAGUAUGGAAAGCAUCACGAGAAUAUGUACAGAUUUUGAACAAAAAUUAUACAAUUUGAAAAAUAAAUAGAAAAAAUUUACUGGAUGCUUACAAAACAUUUUCAUUGCUUCCCAAUUGAACACACUAUACGGCAAAAUCUUGAUUAAAGGAAAAAGUUUUUGUUU
Molecule: messenger RNA, 2596 nt
Organism: Neofelis nebulosa (Clouded leopard)
Lineage: Eukaryota; Metazoa; Chordata; Mammalia; Carnivora; Felidae
Product: ankyrin repeat domain-containing protein 26-like
Source: RefSeq, a predicted model, not a curated record